This is a messenger RNA of Caenorhabditis angaria, 423 nucleotides long. The record is from the annotation of a GenBank genome assembly. NCBI's taxonomy places the organism in Eukaryota, Metazoa, Nematoda, Chromadorea, Rhabditida, Rhabditidae.
AUGAAUAUUCUGAUCUUGUUCGCCGUUUUCUGUUCAGUCAGCGCUCUUCGUUUUGCUGCACUACCUCCAACUGCGAUGGAAGCGGCUCAAAAACUCGACAAAAAAAUCAUUGACGAUAUUCGUUUCAAGAAAACGAUCCAAUUUUGCCAGAGUUUCAAAGGCGAUACAAUGACCUACAAGGGAUGUGGAAAAGCACCAAUGCGAUUCACUUUGGUUGUUUCAUAUGCUCAAAAUAUCGCACAACAUGAAGCGACAGCUAUUCGAUCACAGGUUCAAUCCGCAAGUCUUACACUUGGUGGUAAAUUGACAUAUGUUACAACAGUCACCAAUAUUCCAAAUGUGUCAAGAGUUAAAGUAACUGCUGAGAGAGAUUCCAAUGCACCAGCUGGUUUUAAAGUGACUUAUGCUGAACAACUUUGCUAA